CAGCAUCUCUUAAACUAAUGCAAACCGAGGCAAAAUAAAAAAUCACUAUCCUUUAAAAGCUGCCAAAAUAUGUCAAAGAGCAUUCCUUCUCUAUAGCACUUGUCCUAACCUGAUCAAGUGUUCCAACUCAAUGCUCAGUCUAGUCACUGCGUUAUUGAAUAUGAUUCGUAUUUUCAUGACCUUAACUGUCUUGACAAUUCUCCUCAUAUACUGGCGAAUGGGCCAGCUGACCUUGCCGGUACACAAAUUGGGUUGCCCAAAGCUGGAGAUAGAGGACCUCCCAUGGAACCAAGGCGUUUUUUUCCUGGAGUUGAGCCGGACUAAGAGGUCCUUGGACCUGUUUACCUCGUGUUCCGUGGAAAGCACGGCCAGAGAGAACUCGGAUCGAACCAUAUUUAUGCUGGUGGAUAGUGAAAACCCUCAUUCUUUUUCAAAGCCCAAAUUUCUCACGGGGUUGACCAAUUUGGAGGUGAGGAAAUUCAACUUCACUUCGCUGCUACUGAAACGCUUGGGUCUCGAAUUAUUUUCCGUGCUCGAAUUAUCCUUGAAACCAAUGCAAACGUGGAGUGACUUGAGUCGCAUCCUCCUCUUGAACGAAGUGGGGUUGACCAAUUUGGAGGUGAGGAAAUUCAACUUCACUUCGCUGCUACUGAAACGCUUGGGUUUCGAACUAUUUUCCGUGCUCGAAUUAUCCUUGAAACCAAUGCAAACAUGGAGUGACUUGAGUCGCAUCCUCCUCUUGAACGAAGUGGGCGGGACCUAUUUUGACAUUGAUUCGAUUUCCGUGCGACCAAUCCCAACCAUGUUCCGCAAUCUCCUUCAGACCAAUGUGAACUCAUUGUUGACCAAUUGCUUCAUGAUCUUCCAGAGACGUCAUGCUUUCUUGGACAUUAUCUUUCAAGGUCAGUUAAAAAAGCUAAGGAAGCAGGUACUGAUCUUCUUCGACGGCCCAUUGGUCACCAAAUUGGCCAAGAUACAUUGCCACUCGUUGCUUAAAGACGAGGAUCCAGCUAAUACUUACCAAUGUCCUGAAUCUUGGAACCUAACUAUCCAUUCACGGAACGAUCCGGGCGUAUUACAUUUUCUGUACAAGCCCAUCCAAUACGAAUUGUGGAACAAGAGUAAUCUCGCCAUGUUUCCAAAUUUGUUCGCUCUCCAUUUGUCGUCAGUGAAGAAUAUGUUCUUCGACAAUCCGUGUGCUUUAAUGCAAUACCGUCACUUGCCCAAACUCAUGGCUACCUAUUGUCCAAAAACAUAUACAGAAUUGGAAAGUCAUGCCUCAUUUUGUCAAAACAUUACCGACUAUUUCCCCGAUAUCCAGGAGCAAUUUCGAGGUCCUCUGCGUUACGGAUUCUAAAGAUGGAAGAAUGGGCGUUAAUAAGUGUUUGUGUUUAUUUUCUAUCAUUAAUAUCAGAGUAAUAAAAGCCCAUAUGAAUUAUA
Messenger RNA from Tigriopus californicus, 1440 nucleotides. RefSeq lists its product as uncharacterized. The record is from RefSeq and is a predicted model, not a curated record. Gene Ontology annotation, molecular function: hexosyltransferase activity. Lineage: Eukaryota; Metazoa; Arthropoda; Copepoda; Harpacticoida; Harpacticidae. Gene Ontology annotation, biological process: glycosphingolipid biosynthetic process. The transcript has 4 exons. The coding region runs from base 131 to 1357 and encodes 408 amino acids.